GUGGCUUUGGCUGCCGGCUCCGCCCCCCCCAUUUGAUCCCUAUAAAUAUAUUGUUGUACUCCGCAUUUGUUUAUAGCGCUGCUGAAUCUGUUGGCGCUAUACAAAUAACCGUUAAUAAUAAAUAAUAAUAAUAUUUAUCCGUCACCCUUUAUAUAACAAUAAUGUUAUGCUGAUAUUCUCUUAUUUGUUUCUUUGUGUUUUUUCUUUUUACAGACAGUUUACUUAGUGUUGAACCAGUCGGUAAAGUAUCAAGUGGAAUACAACAUGAUCUAGAUAUGGAUUAUGGCAAAGAAUGGCGUAGGGAAAGAUCAGAAAGCAUUCCGGUCAUCCAUCAGCCAUUGACCCAGUAUGGCUAUUUUAAUGAACCCGACAGGAUUCAGCAUUUAAAAAUGGAGUCAAUGACGGACAUUGGUUAUGAUAACAAUGUUCUGGAAUAUCGGCCUCUGCAACUAAACUCAUACAAUGUUACACAACCCAAUAAAUAUUCCAGUAUGAUGUUAAGUUCAUGGAAUCAAGAUACCGAACCACAACGGAAUGUUCAUCUAAUUCCAAACGCAUUAGAGCCGGUGUUUUACUCAUAUCCUGUUACUGGCGAUUACACAGAUUUUGAUAGCUGGAAUGGGAUUCCUGUUGGGCUUCCUCACCCACCCUCUUCUUCUGCUUACACAAAAGAGACUUUCAAGACUGAGUUAAAUGAAUCAGCAAAAUCUAGUGACGAGUUUAUAGAGCUUAAGUCAGCCAUCUCAAGUAUUAUAGAUGUUACUGGGCUCGAUUCAGAUGUUCAGAGCAUUAAUGUGGAUGACAGCGGCAUUUUGUCUUCUCGAGAAGUUUUGGAGAAAACAACCCAGAAUACAACACAAGAUUUGGACUCUUCGAUUAUCCGCCACUCGCAAGAUUGCGACACUAUGUUGUGCACAAGUCGUCAACAGACUGGAGAAAUCAGAGCUUUUCUACAGGAACAUGUAGAUGUCUCUGUUGGCCCAGAAAGUGAUGUUUCACAGCAAAAUAAUACUGGGGAUGUGGAUGAAGUGCAAGAAGUUACUACAUCACCAGCAUUACUUGCUGAAAGCACUGAGGCAGCACGUGAAAGUGACCAAUUUGAAAUUGCAGAAAUUCCAAAUCUUGAAUUCAUCAUUACCGAUGAUGAAAAUGCAGAGAGAUAG
Molecule: messenger RNA, 1163 nt
Organism: Bombina bombina (fire-bellied toad)
Lineage: Eukaryota; Metazoa; Chordata; Amphibia; Anura; Bombinatoridae
Exons: 8
Coding region: 276-1163 (295 amino acids)
Source: RefSeq, a predicted model, not a curated record